AUGCCCACUUUUUCCCUUUCUCCAAAGGACUCGGAGUCACUGAUGCCAUCCCCAUCGCCCCAGAAAGCAGGCCGCGGCGCGAAGGCGCGUAUCUGUGUCCAUUGCGGCCGGGCCUUUCGUCGUACGGAACAUUUGGAGCGCCAUGUUCGAACUCACACCAAGGAGAAGCCGUUCAUCUGUUUCUGUGGGGCGGCUUUUACUAGACGCGAUCUAUUGAAGCGGCAUACACGCAUCUCCCACCAAGAUGGGCUUUCAUCGCCCGAUUCUCAAUCGGGGUCGAUGGCGAAGCCGGCGCUCCAAGCACCCCCGCGCACGGCACCUGCACCCGCAGCGAUUCCACCGCAGUAUGAUGCAGCGGCCCGCCCAGUAGCUUCGAUUCCAGGGCCAUCGCCCGUACCCCAGUGGCCCGUCACGCAGACUGAACCCUCCCCCUACAUGCCUCAAAAUCAAGCCGGUGGUAUCAUGGCUGCAGGAGCCCCUAAUCCUAACCCAGUCCCGGGAGAGCAUCCGGCUAUGCACGAUCCCGCUAUGCUUCAGGCUGCUCAAUUGCUGAUCCCGGGCGAUUAUCAAGCUACUACCAUGCCCUAUCUUCCAGAGGAUCUUAACCACUUUCAAGAAUUCACUCAUUUCUUGGACUCGAUUGGUUUACCAGCAGAGUGGCUUCCUAGCGAUGGAGAAGCCAAUCAAAUACAACCAGACAUCAGCCUUGAGGAUAUACAGAAGCCCGCUCAGUCAUCGCAAGAGCAGUCGAGACCUCGACGUAGUCUACGAGAAGAAUCCCGGGGAGACUCUCCUUUCCGCUCAUGGCUGCCAUCAGUCCCCAGAGGUGACCAAAGCUUGGGCGCUCUGUCCGACUCAGAACCGCCGCAAGCUUCCAAGUCUUCUAGGUUCAACGUUUCAGAGGACCAACGCUUCCGACUGGCAGCAGCCCUGGAAGAUUUUCGCAAUGUCAUUCCUGACUUUACCCUUCCAUCUCGCCAUACCUUGACUCGAUACCUCACUUCCUACUUUGAAGGCUUUCAUCCGCAUAUUCCAUUCAUACAUAUUCCUACUUUCCGCUUCAAUGAGUGUUCCGCAGAACUUAUUCUGGCUAUAAUGACAAUUGGUGCUCAGUAUCGAUUCGAGCAUCGAAACGCAGAAAGACUAUUCCACGUCUCCAAGGCUGUCCUUUACGAGAGAAUGUCACGAGACUCUCGUCUGGCAGGAUACUCAGCGCCCCUUGCUGUCUCCCAGUAUUCUGGUGACGGUCAAGUGGCAAGCGGGGCAGCUAUCAGCACAUCAAGGCAGAUGGAAGUGAUUCGCUGUCUCCUUGUACUCAUGAGCUAUGCGACCUGGGAACGAGCUGGACUCGUUCAAGAGGCCUUCCAAAUACAGUCCCAACUAGUUCAACACAUCCGCGACGCUGGUUUAACCGAGCCAUACACUGACCCUCGUGCCACGUCGCAAGACUGGUAUGAAUGGGCUGACCAGGAGUCCGUGCGACGGACGAAGCUUAUAUCAUUCUGCUUCAUUCACAUACAUAGCGUUGCUUACAAUGUCUAUCCAUCACUUCGGAGUAGCGAAAUCCACAUGCGUCUACCAUGCUCCACGAAGGAAUGGACCGCGAACAACGCUGUCGAGUGGGAAGCCGCUCAACGAGACCGAGGGCCUCAGCAGUUGUUCUUCCAGGAUGCCUUGACUCUCUUACUUCAGAAGUCACGGUCAACAGUACCCUUGGAACCGAUCCCGGCUCCGUUGGGUAACUAUAUGCUCCUCCAUGGUUUGCUGCAGAGAAUUCACAUUGUCAGCGAACUCUCAUUGCCGAACGGAAACCACUCAACCAGCCUGCCGACGGAAGAGCUGAACAAAAUAGAGCGGGCUCUUCGCUCUUGGACUUCUGUCUGGCAACAAGCACCAGAAUCAAGUCUGGAUCCUCACAACGCUAAUGGACCGAUUCCUUUCACGUCAAGCGCUCUCUUAGGACUCGCUUACGUACGACUAUCACUGAACCUUGGACCGUACCGCCGUCUCGAAACUCGGGAACCAGCAACCAUUGCAUCUGCCUUAUACCGCUCUCCUAAACCAGAGAGAAGCUACCGCCUCAUUCCAGCGCUUAUAUACUCUGCUCACGCACUUAGCAUUCCCGUUCGCCUUGGUAUCGAUCACAUUGCCCGGAGUCAAGCCUUUUUCUGGAGUGUGAGACACUCGCUGGCGAGUCUUGAAUGCGCUGUGUUGCUCAGCAAGUGGCUAUUCACCCUCGCAGAGGCGGCACCAGAUCAAGCUUUGAGCGAAAACGAGAGCCGUAUCCUCCGCUGGACGCAAUGCAUCGUUGAGGAAGCGUACUCGUCGAUCGACCUUGACGACGAAUCGGAAGCUCCGCAAAAUCUCGAGCCGGCAGCCUUGGGAAUGGCGGUUCUCAGACUAUGGGCACGAUUGUUUAAACGAAACACUCAGUGGCCUUUUAUCAAUGUUCUCGGACAAAGUCUGGAGCAGUACAUGACGAUGAUUUAA
Molecule: messenger RNA, 2490 nt
Organism: Penicillium cataractarum
Lineage: Eukaryota; Fungi; Ascomycota; Eurotiomycetes; Eurotiales; Aspergillaceae
Product: C2H2-type zinc finger protein
Exons: 6
Coding region: 1-2490 (829 amino acids)
Biological process (GO): regulation of transcription by RNA polymerase II; DNA-templated transcription
Cellular component (GO): chromatin
Molecular function (GO): zinc ion binding; RNA polymerase II cis-regulatory region sequence-specific DNA binding; DNA-binding transcription factor activity, RNA polymerase II-specific
Source: RefSeq, a predicted model, not a curated record